AGCUGCAGCAGCAUCUCUGUUCCGUCUAUCUCGCCGUCGUCAACAUGGGUAAGACACGUGGUAUGGGAGCUGGGCACAAGCUGAAGAGGCUUAGGAUUAACCAGAGGUGGGCGGACAAGCAGUACAAGAAGAGUCACCAAGGCAAUGAGUGGAAGAAUCCUUUUGCUGGAUCUUCUCACGCUAAGGGAAUCGUCCUUGAGAAGAUUGGUAUCGAGGCUAAGCAGCCUAACUCUGUCAUUCGUAAAUGUGCUAGAGUUCAGUUGAUAAAGAACGGUAAAAAGAUUGCUGCGUUCGUUCCUAAUGAUGGUUGCUUGAACUACAGUGAAGAAAAUGACGAAGUGUUGAUUGCUGGGUUCGGGCGUAAAGGUCAUGCGGUCGGAGAUAUUUCCGGAGUCAGGUUCAAGGUGGUGAAAGUCUCUGGUGUCUCACUCUUGGCUCUUUUCAAGGAGAAGAAGGAGAAGCCUAGGUCUUAGAGUCUCUCUACUACUGCUUCUCACGCUUGUUUUGUUAAUG
Messenger RNA from Raphanus sativus (radish), 513 nucleotides. Its product is annotated as 40S ribosomal protein S23-2-like. Gene Ontology annotation, biological process: translation. Gene Ontology annotation, cellular component: ribosome; cytosolic small ribosomal subunit. Bases 45 to 473 code for a protein of 142 amino acids. The record is from RefSeq and is a predicted model, not a curated record. Lineage: Eukaryota; Viridiplantae; Streptophyta; Magnoliopsida; Brassicales; Brassicaceae. The transcript has a single exon. Gene Ontology annotation, molecular function: structural constituent of ribosome.